CAUGCCCAAUAUUUCACUCUCUUUUUCCAGUUCAGUCCACCAAGUGAGUACGGUCACAAGACCAAGCUGAUAUUACAAUAAUGCGAUUCCGUCAGAUUUUUCAUUUCUUCCUUCUUGGAAUGUUUGUUGGCUUGUCACUGAGUGGGCUCAUUUACUGGGGAUUCACCUCCAUUUGGUAUGGAAAUCAUCUAACAGGUAACCUGGGUCGGACAGAUGUUGCUUCUGUGACACCAUGGUUAGCCCCGAUUGUAUGGGAGGGAACCUUUGACUCCACAGUGAUUGACUCGAUCUACAAACAACAAAACAUCACCAUAGCGACCACUGUCUUCGCUUUGGGAAAGUAACAAAGUUACAUACUUCUCAGACUCUCAAAAUACAUACUUUUCUCUCUGUAUUAUUUUUCUCUUUUUAUUUUUAUUAACUUUUAUGUUAAUAUAGUGUUCUUGGAAGAUUUUGUAAAGUCCUUAGAUUUUGUCAAUGUAUAACUAGCAACAAAAUUACUAAGGCAAGGUGUUUACUGUACAUGCAAGCUACUUUACUAAUAAAAUGGUCUUUUGUUUAUAUUUUGUGUAUACC
Molecule: messenger RNA, 576 nt
Organism: Sinocyclocheilus rhinocerous
Lineage: Eukaryota; Metazoa; Chordata; Actinopteri; Cypriniformes; Cyprinidae
Product: globoside alpha-1,3-N-acetylgalactosaminyltransferase 1-like
Exons: 4
Coding region: 81-344 (87 amino acids)
Biological process (GO): carbohydrate metabolic process
Cellular component (GO): membrane; Golgi apparatus; vesicle
Molecular function (GO): hexosyltransferase activity
Source: RefSeq, a predicted model, not a curated record